AUGUCGAAUAUGAGAGAAUUGUCCACGAUACAUGUUAAUUCUACUGUGGAAGGAACAGUGGGCAGCAGAGUGUGGAUGCUCAGCUGGAAUUUUGACGGUUCUCUCCUUGCCAGUUGUGGGGAUGACAAAACUGUUCGAAUAUGGAGGAAAACUGAAAGUUCGCCCUAUUUGGAGUGCUGCACGAAGAUUGACGAUAGCCAUUCGAGAGCCGUUCGAUGUGUUCAGUUCUCACAUUGUGGUCGUUAUUUGGCAUCGGCAAGCUUUGAUGCUUCUGUCGUAAUAUAUAGUCGCGAGGACGGCGAGUUCACGGAGUCGAACAAGUUGGAAGGACAUGAAAGUGAGGUGAAAUGCUGCGCAUUUUCACCAAGUGAUGAGUUUCUUGCAACAUGUAGUCGCGACAAAACUGUGUGGUUCUGGCAAAUGGACGAGGAUGAGGACUUUCAAGUUUCGUCUGUUCUUCAACCGCACACGCAGGAUGUUAAAUUCGUCGCAUGGCAUCCUUCUGAGGAGGCUCACAACGGAACGGUCUGGUGUGCUGCAUUCGACACAGAUGGAUAUCGUUUGGUCACUGUAGGUGAAGAUCACAUUGUACAGUUGUGGAAGCGAAGUUCUCCUCAAGAAUCUGCAGUUAACGACAAGUGGGUAUCAGUGGCGAAGUUCCUGAUUGAGGAUACAAGGCUGCCUCUGUACACCGUUUCAUGGCAUGCAUCCACAGGUCUUAUUGCUUCUGGUGGUGGUGAUAGCAUUAUACGGUUAGUUAAAUCAAGAUCUACCUGGUAUACCUCCUCCUAA
This is a messenger RNA of Angiostrongylus costaricensis, 792 nucleotides long. The record is from the annotation of a GenBank genome assembly. NCBI's taxonomy places the organism in Eukaryota, Metazoa, Nematoda, Chromadorea, Rhabditida, Metastrongylidae.